CCUCUCCAUGCAGUAUCCAGCACGGGGAUUGUGGGUACAAUUUUAACUUGAGACAAUUUGUAGCUACUAGUUGAUGUUAGUUUGGUUAUUUUUACACCAUUUUGUGGUUGUUUCACCUUAAUGCUGACAGACUUGAAUGGUCCCCCAUAUAAAUAAAGCACUACACGAAUGCAUUGAGAGCAGCGUUUGCAUUAAAGCAGCUCGGUGAUUGUGAUCAGCUGUAGGCCCAGGACAGCGCGGCUCUCUGUCGGAGGUACCAGGCUAAAGGCUAAAGCAGCUCAGAGGCUGUAAUCCCCGUAUGAAACCAUCAUGGCUGCCACUCGCUGAGCUGUCAAGCUCUCCACAAAAGAAAAGAAACCUGAAACAAAAACAUGGAUUCAGUGGAUAUUUGCGCAACUACCUCCAGAGGAGAUAACAAACGGCGCGUCAACAAGAAGAAUAGAGAUCGGCACAAACGGCUCCACCUCAGGAAAACUGCCGCUCUGCCUCCAACUAUGCAAAGUGAAGAUAAGAGUGGCCCAAAGAAGAUAGCAGAGUGGGAGCAAAGCACAGUGUGGCCUUCAUCAAAGAAGUCCCCCCAGAAAGCACAGCAGGCUCAGACAAAUGACAGCGGAAAUACACUCAGGUUCACAUGCUCUCAAUGUAGGGACAACUUGGAAUAUGUUCCCAAAGACUUAGUGAAACACUUUGAGGAAAACCACAAAGGGAGCCCACCAGUUUUUUCCUGUCAUACGUGUACUUUCAGUACGCAAGUGUUCUCCUACCUUCAGGUUCAUCUAUUAAGCCACAAGGACACUUUUUCUAGUUGCAGCAUUUGCAAUGACAACGUUCAGCGCACGUGGCCUGAAUUCAGUGCACACUUGACUACGUAUCACCACCAAAAUGGCAAAUACUCAUGUGAAAUGUGUCAGAAAUUCUCCACAGGUGAUGUUAGACUAUUUUUAGAGCACAUGUACGCACAUAAUUUGGGCCUGGAGGGAGCUAAGGAUCUAUCGCUGCAUACAAAGGGCAAGAAUAAGUUUGGGCCUAAAAAAACUGAUCAAACUUUACGUUGUCGGCACUGUGGCUAUGAGGCCUCUCAGAAAUGGUUGAUUACUAAGCACGUUAAAGCUGUCCAUGUUUGUCAGAAUGGUAAUCAGAGGAAGAAGAAGAAGAAGAAGGAGGAGGAGGAGGUUUGUUCCAUCGCAAUGAAACCAAAUGACCCAAUCCCAAAAAUCAAGCCUAGAUUAACGAGAAGUGCAGUUAGGGAAAUGUGCUGGCUGACGCAGGACUGCCUUUCUCUGCCAGGGAGAGAGUUCCUGGAUAAAUACUGCCAUCUGUCAGAUCCACAAACUACACUAGAGGAGACGCAACAGUUUUUGAUGAAGUCUGUUGCCGGGGAAAACGGUGACCAGAAAUGGACCAAGGCUCUUAAAACGGUUUGGUCAAAUGUCCCUCAAGAUGUGACUCUUCACCCAAAGUCAGAGAACGGCAUUGUGUCGAACUCGUCGGAUCUCACCGUCCUGACUGUCAAGAACAAGAUAACUGUGGCUCAGAACGGCGCUACUUACGCCAAAAGGUUGAAAACGAUGACAUCAUCACCUUCAUCAUCAGACAAGGAAACGGUUUCCCCUGAAAGUGCUCCCGAUGACGCUCGUCGUGCAGUUGACCAAAAUGGAUGUCGGUCAGAGUCGAAGGAUCGUACACCUUGUCCGCAGACUGACGCCAAACUAAAUAAUGACGUCUCAACGCCAGCCCAGAGCGAGCCACCGGAGUGCACUCAAAUGCAGGAAAACCGAGAGAAUCAGGAAUUAAAGACCGAUCAGGGAAUUCAGAAACAUAGUAACAAACCCGUGGAGCCUAUGCACGAGGAUGGGAUUAAUAUCACCAGUGAAGUGAAGUUGACGAAUGAGAGCGAAGAGCAGACAUCCGUUUAUAAAGCUGCACCGAGAAACAAGAAACUGAGACGAAAAAGAAGGGCCAGAUCUAGAAGAGCGGAUAAAAGGUCAUCGGGUUUGGCCUUAAAGAUAGUGUUGAAGAAGAAUCCAGUGAAGGAGAAGCAGUGGGUGUCGCAAAGCUCUUUGUCUCCAUCAGCAGGUGGUCCGACGGAUGACCAUCAUGGACCGCCAAGCCCUCACACGAUGCUGGAGGAGACGGCGCAGAUUCUCCCCAACCCGCUUCUAACGGGAGAACACCAGAAGAAGCGGACCAAAGCGUCCGAGGCCGAUCCGGACGGCCCCUCUGAAGCCAUGACUUUGAGUCCACAACCAAAGCCGGGGGAAGAACCAACCCCCGGUUGUGCCGCAAAGCCAACAGCGUCUGAAAAUAUGGACGGAAACACGCCCGGUGUGUCAUCGACGCAAGACGACGCAGACAAGUCCCUCUCGGAAGCAGAAGUCGACGAGAGCGGUUCAGCCUGUAAGACGGGCCAGUCAGAUUGGACGGCUGCAGCUGAGACCGAAGUACAGAAGGGCCCCGAAAACGCUCCGCUCCCAACAUCGGGCAGCGGCACGGACUGCUACCUGUCAGGCGACGAGAUGGCCGCUGAUGGAGCGACGACUCGUAGCAGUUGCACCAUGUCCUCCCCUGUUUCCCACCCUGUUGUUACAGCAGAGGAUAAGCUGAACUCUGAAGAUUUGAGCCUUGCUCCGUCUUCACAGCCCAGCGAUGAGGUUGCUGAGCGGGUGAGAGGCAGAGAGGUGCCCGCUGACUCCUGCCCAGACGUCCAACCGGAGCCCUCGCCAGCCUCCGGGCGUCGGUGGCAGACGCUCCCAAAGAACCUGGAGAGGACCCUGAAGUUAGUAGCCGUGAAUCCCUCUCAGUUGGUAAAGCGCCCGGCGGGAGACCAGCCUGUUGUGGUGCUAAAUCAUCCCGACGCCGACAUCCCCGCGGUGGCCAGGAUCAUGGAGGUCAUCAACCGGUACAGAGGGGAGGUGCAGAAGGUCGUGCUGUCACGGAGGACCGUGAACGCGCUCGCAGCGGUGGACGGCGAGGCCCCCGGGGCCAACGAGCCAACGGAGGCCCCAACCGAUUCCGCGGGCCACGCCAAAACCUCUGUGCGGGAGCGAUUCAUGUUGAAAUUGAAACUCCGUAGGUUGAGCAGGAAAAAGUACGAAGUAGUCGGCGCAGUCUCUCCCAGCAGGGAUGUCGCGACCAAGUUUCGCUGCUGGUUUUGCGGCAGGGUCUUUGCAUGUCAGGAAAUGUGGAUGGUCCAUCGGCAGCGACAUCUGAUGGAGUGGAAAAGGCCAGACUGUGAAAAACUCUUAAAUGUCGCACACACUGGAUGACCAAAAACUAGUCUGGAAAAUGAUGACUUUGCAAUAUAACAAUAAUGGAAACGGUGAUAGCCAGUCUCAGUUUUUUUUAUUAUUAUUAUAUAUAUAUAUAAAAAGUCUUAAUUAUGAUUGGUUGGUUAUGGGAGAAUCAAAUGAUUAUUACGCCUCCCUGGAGGGUUCACAUUCUCAGGGUAAACAUUUACCUAUCAUCUAUCUCCCAGUCAGAGUAGCUUGAUACAAAGUAUUUGUACAUUAGGGAUUUAUUUGUAAAGCCACACAGACAUGGUGUGGAUAAUUUAGGUCUUUGUAGUGUUUGUAUUUUGUGUACGCUUUAUAAUAGCUUUAUUUAAGGUGAUUUCAGCACACUGUCUUAUGGAUUCUUUUAUAGAACACUGUCAUAUGUAUAUUUGCCAUACUAUCUGAAUCAGUUUAUGUACGGGUAGGCUCUACAGUGUGGUAGCUAUCAUAUUUAUGUUUUUGGAAUGGGACGCAGAGACCCACAAGUUAACUCAGAUAUACCAAAACUGUGUGUUUUAAAGAAAAAAAAAAGAAGAAGAAAAAAAAAAAGACAAGCUGUUUUAUUCUACGUUUAUUUAUGACUCAUAGGUUUAGCCUUUAUAUGUUUUUCUUUAGGAUUUAUUUUUGGGCCAUUGAAAGAAUCUGUGUAUUUGUAAAAAUGUUGUAUAAAAUCCAAAUUAUGUUCAAAUAAUAGUAUUAAAGGACAAAUGCGCGGGCAAAAUGAACCUAGGGGUUAAUAACGCACGUGUACCGAGUCGACUGUUCUCUGGGAUUUGUUUUGAUGCUAAUUGAAUGGGACCAGUUUUAUUACAAACCGCUAAUUAGCUAAUAACUGCCUGUAUACGUGAAGGUACAGUCUUUCUAAACUAUCUUUUUAUUAA
Perca flavescens (yellow perch) is the source of this 4153-nucleotide messenger RNA. It is a transcript of the gene znf518a, whose product is annotated as zinc finger protein 518A. The record is from RefSeq and is a predicted model, not a curated record. The transcript has 3 exons. Lineage: Eukaryota; Metazoa; Chordata; Actinopteri; Perciformes; Percidae. The coding region runs from base 372 to 3266 and encodes 964 amino acids.